AUGAGCCCAAGCCUCUCGAGAGUCUAGUACCACUCGAUGUAAUAAUAAACCCAUUAUUAGUCUUUCAGUCGGUUUUCCCCCUCUCUGUUUCUCUGAGCCACAACUAUCAAAUAGGCUAGGCUUAUAGGAUGUUUGGAGGAACAUUAAGACAAAGAAUUUUGAUGAUAGUUCUGGGUCAUGGAAGAAGAUGAUUCAGCAAAAACGGUCCCUGAUUCGGAUAAUAAGCAACUCACAUAUACAAAUUAGUAUUACCUUCUUCUUCUUUUUUUCUUUUUUCUUUUUUUCAAUUUUCUUUUUGGGGUUUAUCUUGGAGCUAGACAAAGGAGAUGCCUUUUCUAUGUCAUUUUCUAGCUGGAAUUUCCUAAACAUUGCUGCAACUCAAAAAACCCACAAACCCAACAAAUAAAAAUAAAAAUAAUAACAAUCACCAACCAAAAUUUUCUCUUUGAACAACAAACCCAUCAAAGAUUUUCUUCUUCUUCUUCUUCUUCUUUUUUUUUUAAGCCAAAAGGUCCAAACUUUGAAACUAUGCUUCCAGUUCUUUAUGCCCAUCGUCGUCUUCUCGACAAAGAGCUCGCAGUUCCGUCGCCAAAUGGGAACAGAACCAGAGAUUCAUAUAUCGGAGAGACAAAUUUCGACACCAAUAUGGUCAUCAUUUUGGCUGCUCUGCUAUGCGCUCUGAUUUGUGCGUUGGGACUUAAUUCCAUAGUCCGUUGCGCUUUGCGUUGUAGCCGAAGAUUUGCUACGGAAACUCCGGAACAAGCCGCGGCUCGGCUAGCAGCUACGGGGCUUAAGAAGAGCCAUUUGCGACAGAUUCCGGUGGCGGUUUAUGGGUCCUCCGGUGUGAACAUUCCGGCGAUGGAAUGUCCGAUCUGUUUGGGUGAGUUCGAAGAUGGAGACAAAGUUCGAGUACUUCCGAAAUGCAAUCAUGGAUUCCAUGUGAGCUGUAUUGACACGUGGCUUUUGUCUCAUUCCUCUUGUCCGAAUUGUCGGCAUUCACUGCUCCAACAACAACAACAACAUCCGUCGGUUACCAGUUCCAAUUUACGACAAGGGGUUGCCGGAGAACAGUCAUCGGGAACGGGGUCCAGCCGGCAAGGUAGUAGUGUAGUUGUAGCAAUCAGGGAAGAAAGUUGAUGAUAAAAGAUCAAGAUGUUUAAGAGGUUUUAGCGUAGUAGUUCUAGUUUGGUAGUAAUUUUAUAUAGCAAAGUGCAUAAUAUUGAAGGAGAUUUUUGAGGAAACCCAAAAAAAAAAAAAAAAAAAAAAAAUGUUGUAGUUACCAUGCUCAGAUUUUAAUCUUCUAGAAGAGUUGGAAAUGUUUUUAGAACCAGUAGAAGUUCAGCUAAAUUGCAAAUUUUCACUACCGCCCAUAAAAAUUUAUGUUCCAAUUUUUAUUUUUUAUUUUUAAUUUGGAUAUGGAACUGUGGCGAUUUAUCUUAAACCUGAAAAGUAUAUAGGUUGGCUUUUUUAUAGAACUUUCAUGAUGAGGUCCUUCUGUUAUUAUUAUUAUUAUCAUGAUUAUUUGCUUUUUCAUAAAAUUGUUUGAGAGUUGGUAGGGUGAUUUUGUGGA
Messenger RNA from Ziziphus jujuba (common jujube), 1570 nucleotides. RefSeq names its product RING-H2 finger protein ATL74. NCBI's taxonomy places the organism in Eukaryota, Viridiplantae, Streptophyta, Magnoliopsida, Rosales, Rhamnaceae. Gene Ontology annotation, biological process: protein ubiquitination. The transcript has 2 exons. The coding region runs from base 529 to 1137 and encodes 202 amino acids. Gene Ontology annotation, molecular function: transferase activity. The record is from RefSeq and is a predicted model, not a curated record.